UUGGUCUUAUUUUAAAGUUAGACAUACAAUUAGCAGUGCGAUUAAGGUUACGGUUAUAAUCUAAAUCAGAUUUUAAGAAGAUAAAUUAUAGAAAUAGGCGAGUAACGACUUUGUGGCUGUGCUAACUAGUGAUGACCAAGGGGGAGUGGAUGCGUAUCUACGGGUUAUUUUGUGACUGGGCCAUAGAGAUGACCAGGCUGUGACUGUUGGGUUCUCUCUCUGUCAGUGGACCAACCCUGGCAUGGCUACUGCUAGGAAGAGCUCCGCAGCAAAGGCGGGAGGAGUUGGUUUCUCAGAAGAGCCAGCUGCCGGAACGCCGUCCCAUGUCCACUUUGAUGAGAAGCUCCACGACUCUGUCGUCAUGGUGAUCCCUCAGCCUGACGGGAACUUUAUGGUCAAGGUUGGUUUCCUGAAGACCCAGCACAAGUAUGAGAUUGUCUUCACCCUCCCGGAGCUUCCAUCACUGGGGAAGGACGCGUCUCCAGCUCCAGUACCCAACCCCCAUAUCCGCAUCACUGAUAUCACUCCUGUACCAGAGGGUGGUCUGAGAGUGACAUGUGAGUACAUGGCCCACCAGGAGGGGGUGCUGUGUGAGGAGGUGAUGCUGGUCAGUGAGAGCCAGGAGGACGUCUGCGUGGGGGUCAAGGUGCACGCCCGCGUCAUGGACCGUCACCAUGGUACACCCAUGUUGUUGGAAGGAGUGCGUUGUGUGGGAGUGGAGCUGGAGUAUGACUCUGAACAGAGUGACUGGCAAGGAUUUGACUAAACCAGACCAUGUGACACGCACACACACACACAAAAGACCAUGCCACAUGUAUUCAAAUUCAACAUCACCUGUACUUCAAACGAUCCCUGACCAUUUCAAGAUGUUAUGGUCCUAAAGGAGGAUUAAAUUAGGAAAUGGAUAGAAGUUAUUUUAAGUAGUAGUCUGGGUUUUUAAUUUUACAUUCAGGCCGUACUUGGCCGCUAAAAGCUGAAUUGCAGCACACAACGCAUACAAGUAAACAAAUAAAAGCUUACCUUGCUUCAAAAGUAAAACAAGCAUCAACACCUUUUUUUUCCAAUGUGAUCCGAUCACUAUUGAGCUUCCCUCAACUAUACUGAACACAAAUAUAAAUGUAACAAUUUCAGUUACAGUUCUUAUAAGGAAAUCAAAUCAAUUCAUUAGGCCCUAAUCUAUGGAUUUCACGACUAGAAAUACAGAUAUGUUGGUCACAGAUACUUUAAAUAAAAAAGAUAAUGAUCAUGCGGUUUAAUCAGCUUCUUGAUAUGCCACACCUGUAGGUGGAUGGAUUAUUUUGGCAAAGGAGAAAUGCUCACUAUGGAUGUAAACAAGUUUGUGCACAAAAUGUAAGAGAUGCUUUUUUUUGCGUCUGGAAAAGUUCUGGUGUCUUAUUUUAGCUCAUGAACCAUGGGACCAGCACUUUAAAUGUUGCGUUUGUAAUUUUGUUCAGUAUAGUCAACAUACCUGAAAUGCAUAUGUACGAAGUACUGUUGAUAGUACUGUGAUAAUGCGCUAUCCAACUGCCCAUGCCAUUCCACUGCCUACCUGCCCCUAUGUUGUUUAGAAUGUGUUUUCUGAGUAAACCUUUAGGGGGGCAACAAAGUUCACGUAAUGAAUCCAGACCAUUUCACCCAGCCUAAACUCAACUGUACCAAUAGGGGGCGACAGAAACCACUAAAAUUAUCCCUCUCAUCUGAAUCCAAAGGUGAAUAGGGAUUCAAAAGGACUUUUUUAAAUGCAAGAAUUAUACGCGAUUAAUCAGUCGCAAGUGCCUACGUUGCUGUAAAGCUUUUUACCAUCAACAACUGCCUUCUGUCCCGUACUAUCCUAUCUAUCAAGUAUCUCCCCUUCAGGAGUUAAAAGAUUUUGGACUUUAGUGGAUCAACGAUAGCUCAGCCUUCCAAGAUAAUUUUUAUAUCUACAAAACAUUUCAAGUAUAUUUAUAAAAUAUUAAAGAUUGGCGCCAUCAGUACCAUUGGUAGUAAAUCCACACUCAAAUUAGAUUGCCAGUUGUUUUUUGCUCUUUUAAUAUAUUUGAGGCAACAAGAAGAAAUAAAAGCCAAACAUUUUGGUUGUUAGCCCACCAUGAAUCUGCCAACAACUAGUAACUCUUACUCUUUUAUCUACCCCCAAAGCCCUCACCAUCCUCUCUGAGCACUCAUACUCUCGUUGCAACCUAAUAGUUUAGUAGUCACUGUUUACUGUCAAUAGCUUGUCAGUGUACAUGUAUAUUCCGAUCCAAUAAGAAUGUCGAGUAUCUAGUAUAAAACGUAUCCUCAUUUCACAUAGCUAAACUGACAAAGCCCUGUUUUUAAAUAUUAUUAUUUUUAUAUCAGACAAUCUUCAUGUGUUAACUGUGUUCGGCCUUAAUUGAGGAGAACCUUUAUAUCGUUUGUAUAAUAGGCUCUAAUGUCUUAGUUAUACCUUGUUGUUAUGGUGUCCAUACUAAAUCCAUGCUCCAGGGUAGGGGUCAAUUCCAUUUCAACUCAGGAAGUACAUUUGAAAUUCCAGUUCUUUUCAAUUAGGAAAAUGUGGAAUAGGAAUUCUGUUUACUUUCUGAGUUGACUGGAAUGGAAAUGGAGUUGACCCCAGCUCUGGUUGUUGGGUAAUUGUACUGAGGGGUUACUGUACUAGGGGGGGUGUGGCAUUUUGUCAGUCGAUAUACAAUACAUGUUCCUUCAUUGGUGUUUGCUACUAUGGUCUCUGUUCUUUUCUUAUGCCAUAAAACAAAGUUUAAGUGCUUAUCAAGAAAAACUUCCAAAAGGACUGAUUUGAGGUAGAAAGAAGUUAGAGCACUCAGCAACAAAAAAGCAGGGCUGUAUUUAUUUUAGCUCACUUUAAUCCAUUCUAAGCGAUGUGAACAGGUGGAUGUCAAGCUGACAAUAAAUCAAUGUCAGAUUUAAAAUAAAAUUAAAUUGUUUCGUGCUCCAACUUCAUUCGACUUCAAAUGAGUCCUUUUGGAAGUUUAAGCGCUUCUCGUGAAUUUUUGUUAUUGUUGUUGAGCACCUUUGUCUGCUGAAGUGUGAACGCCCACCUGAACUAAUAAAGUUUGUGUUUAAUUGUGAA
Molecule: messenger RNA, 3070 nt
Organism: Oncorhynchus gorbuscha (pink salmon)
Lineage: Eukaryota; Metazoa; Chordata; Actinopteri; Salmoniformes; Salmonidae
Product: UPF0687 protein C20orf27 homolog
Exons: 6
Coding region: 242-766 (174 amino acids)
Source: RefSeq, a predicted model, not a curated record